AGGCCACCAGUCAUUGAUCUUGGAGGGUUCUCCUGGAACAAUAAAAAUCAAUCAGUCCUUCAGUUUCUGCUUUUUUCAGCUCUCUGCCUCCCAUCAAAUGAGAAUGCAACAGGUGGAGAAUUUGCCUUUAAAUCACUUAGAGGCCGGUACAGUUCCUCGAGAGGAAGAGAGGUCAUCCUGGAAGCAGACCGUCAUCAUGAUCAUGGCUUUACUGGGACUGCUUUUGUCUAGCACUUCCCUACUCUACUGUUUCUUCCAGCUCAAGCCACCGGAGACCUGCUGGGCUAAAGCAACCUUGGAAAAUUCCCAAGAGGAACUGCUUUGGAAUUGGCAAACAAUUCCUAACCACAUGAAUUACUGCAUAAAGUCAAGUCAAGAUAAGAAGAAGCUGGAAAUCCUGCAGGAAGGCCUAUACCUAAUUUCUGGUCAAGUGGCAUCCAAUUCAGAAUACACUAUAGGCAAGCAUUUUUCAGUGCAGCUUAGGAAUCAAGAGAUUGUUCUCAAACAUCCAAAGGAGUCCAAUAUGUCUGAUCCUAAACUUUACCUGGAUUGCCUUCAUCAUCUGCACAAGGGAGACACAAUUUUUUUGGAAUUCAACAAUCCUAAAUACAUCAACAAAGAGCCCAACAAUACUUUCUGGCAAAUCUUGUUUAUGGGGUCUUAGGAUCCCGAAGACUUCCCUCACCAAUCUCUUCUCCCUAAAAAACAUAUCCAGGGAUGAGGGAGGUUUCAGAAUAUGUGGUUUCCCCGCAUUUGAAAGUUAACAAAUUGCUGGUUCUGAUCCUUCUUUCUUCCUGUUUUCAACAUCUGAGUUUUGGUACUCCUCAAGGAUCCAAUAAAGCAAAUUACUCCAUUAAAAAUGACAGAAGACAUCUUACCGCUGCUGAGCCUGGAUCUAGAGGGAAAAUAUUCUAGGUGAAAAGAAAAGAAGGGUAGUAGGGGUUUGUAAGUAGAGUGGCUUCCUCAAAGAGACUUUUCACCCUGCCAGUUUUCUAGGGCUUCCCCAAAAGCCAUGAUCCUGAGGAAACGGCUCAGAAAGUUAGAGUUCCCAGGGCGGAAACUUAAGAGUUUAUCGGCCUCGUUUCUGAGGUCCAAGGAUCCUCCCUGACACUUCCUGUCCCAAUCCACUGAUUUCCACCAGAUUAAAGGGAGGGAACAACCUCACCAGGGAGAUCACAUUGCAAUACUCUACUCAUAGAGGUGGCGUACUGAUCAGCACGAAGGAGAGUGAAUAAAAUGCUGACUGCCUCUGAAGCUCUCGGCAGGUUCUCAGAAAAAGAUAUCCGAGUUGUGAGGAUGAAGAUGCAGGAAAGGACUGAACAUUAUGCAGGAAGAGAGCCUGGCCUCUUUAUACUCAGGACUAAUUGGCGUAAAGGGAAUCUGUGGAAGGAAGCAGUUCCUCUUCAUUGAAUCAUCACUUCACAAAGACAGUUCUGUUUCUGUUUUAAGACUCUAAAACCUGUAUACGACUAGACAUCACUUAACACUUUGUUUUAUUGUUAAGCUAGUGAACUGCCUCAUUGUUAUUAUUAUUAUUAAUUAUUAUUAUUAUUAUCAUCAUCCUUUAGCAGAAUUUAGCUGGGUAUUUCACACUGCAUAACAGCCUUGAAUCUUUCCCUCAGUGUACCUUCUCAAUUCUCCACUUCUUUCCAGGAGGCUCAGUGUACAUGUUGGGUUUUCUGUAGAAAAUAUCCUCAAGCCUACCAGCUACUUUCUUUUUUAAAUGGUAUUUGUUAAGUGCUCACUCUGUGCCAGGCACUGUACUAAGUGCUGGGGUAGAUACAGAC
This is a messenger RNA of Ornithorhynchus anatinus (platypus), 1787 nucleotides long. RefSeq names its product TNF superfamily member 18 (gene TNFSF18). The record is from RefSeq and is a predicted model, not a curated record. Bases 98 to 664 code for a protein of 188 amino acids. Gene Ontology annotation, molecular function: tumor necrosis factor receptor superfamily binding. Gene Ontology annotation, biological process: tumor necrosis factor-mediated signaling pathway; T cell proliferation involved in immune response. Lineage: Eukaryota; Metazoa; Chordata; Mammalia; Monotremata; Ornithorhynchidae. The transcript is spliced from 3 exons.